AUGAAUGAAAUGCUGCUGAAAAAUUGGCCAUUUGACAGAUACAGAGAACUAGGUAUGCUGAUAAAUAGAAAACAUGAUGAGUUUAAGUUUCAGAUCGAUGAGGAUUCAUUGGAAAUUUGGAUAUUCUUAGAAAUAAAGAGUUUAAUGCAGUUGGAGGGGCUGAUAUUUAAUGAGGCGACUGGUCUGUAUUCUCCUGUCAGUGAAUCGACUCACGUGCCGAACCUGGACAGUACUGUGCCGCAGUUUGAAGCACCAUCCCCUUCACACAGCAGUAUUAUAGACUCAACAGAAUAUUCCCAGCCUCCGGGCUUUGGUGGAAGUUCGCAGGGAAAGAGACAAACAUGGUACAAUAACACACUGGCCUCCAGACGCAAGCGGUUAACUGCUCACUUUGAGGAUCUUGAGCAGUGCUAUUUCUCGACCAGGUUAUCCCGUUUGUCAGAUGAAACAAGAUCAGUAAAUCAGCUGGAAGAAUUUCAGGAGUGCCUUUCAAAGUUUACACGAUACAGCUCUGUGAGGCCCCUGGCCACCCUCUCCUAUGCCAACGACUUGUACAACGGCUCAAGUAUUGUAUCCAGCAUUGAAUUUGACAGAGAUUGUGAUUUCUUUGCCAUCGCUGGUGUGACAAAGCGGAUCAAGGUGUUUGAGUACGGGACUGUGAUCCAGGAUGCUGUGGACAUUCAUUAUCCAGUCAAUGAAAUGACCUGCAACUCUAAAAUCAGCUGUAUCAGCUGGAGCAGUUACCACAAGAACCUGUUAGCAAGUAGUGACUACGAAGGGACAGUCAUUCUCUGGGAUGGAUUCACAGGGCAGAGAUCAAAAGUCUACCAGGAACAUGAAAAGCGAUGUUGGAGUGUGGAUUUUAAUCUAAUGGAUCCCAAACUGCUCGCUUCAGGUUCUGAUGAUGCUAAAGUGAAGUUGUGGUCUACAAACCUGGAUAACUCUGUGGCAAGCAUUGAAGCAAAAGCCAACGUUUGCUGUGUUAAAUUCAGUCCCACCUCCAGGUACCAUCUGGCCUUUGGCUGUGCAGAUCACUGUGUUCAUUACUAUGACCUGCGGAACACUAAACAGCCUAUCAUGGUGUUUAAAGGACAUCGCAAGGCAGUGUCAUAUGCCAAGUUUGUAAGUGGAGAAGAAAUAGUUUCAGCGUCUACAGACAGCCAGUUGAAGCUUUGGAGUGUGAACAGGCCUCACUGCUUAAGGUCCUUUAAGGGUCACAUCAACGAAAAGAACUUUGUGGGUUUGGCAUCGAAUGGGGAUUACAUUGCCUGUGGAAGUGAAAACAAUUCUCUCUACCUCUACUAUAAGGGGCUUUCAAAAACACUGCUCACCUUUAAGUUUGACACAGUUAAAAGUGUCUUGGACAAGGACAAAAAGGAGGAUGACACCAAUGAAUUUGUCAGUGCUGUGUGUUGGAGAGCAUUACCAGAUGGGGAAUCAAAUGUCCUAAUAGCUGCAAACAGCCAAGGCACAAUAAAGGUUCUGGAGCUGGUUUGAGGGGAGAGAGCACUCGUCAUACCUCCCAUGUCAUUGUUGCUAUGGAGGCUCCCUCGUUGGAAUUGAUUAAAACACAUUGAUGGUAUCCCAACCUCCUGUUCAUCAUGAUCCUUCACCAGCAGCAGCAGUGCGAGUGCCAGGACGGUGUAAGCGGUUAUCCUCCCUGUGGAAUCAGCACCAUAUGAUGAGGGUGAAUGAAUCAUGAACAAUCUUUUCACAAACUGAAAUCUCUGAAGAAUAAGGAACUUGCAUUUUCCAUAGACUAAUGGGCCAGGUGUAACUGCAAUGAUGUAAAGUCUGUCUUGUAUUUCAUAGAGAUGAUUGCAAUAAACAGUGCAAUUGGCUUCCCACGGGGCAGGACUAGAGAGAAGAAAGUAGGCCAUUCCUUUCUGUGUCAGUUGAUAAAGGCUUGCCCAGGUAACUUGACCACAGUUUGGUUUAGGGGCUCCAUUUGAGCCCCUGUUCAGAUGGUGACUGGGUUUGAAGUCAUUAAUUUUAACCUGAGUUUGUUUGGAUUGGUGACAGAGUCUGAACGUCAUGAAAGUGUGUUUUUCUUUAACAACAUACCUCAGAUUCCAGGAGUUGGAUGAGUGUGAACUUCAUUGACACUAGCUUUCUGUGAGACAGACAGAGAUCAGAACAAAUACAAGCAUUUCAAACAGUGGCGAUGCUGUGGAGUCUGUGAUAUCCCUGGACUUUAAACAUAUCGACCUGUCGCGGCACUUGAUGUAACAUGUAAUGACAGAAGAUUGUACGGAUCACUCAAGGCAGCGGUUUGCACAGGCCCAAAGGAACGGCAAUUCCUGCAGGGAGACUAGACUUGAUGUGGUGUGGCAUUGACGGAGGACAGGGCGAGGAUGAG
This is a messenger RNA of Carcharodon carcharias (great white shark), 2359 nucleotides long. It is a transcript of the gene cop1, whose product is annotated as COP1 E3 ubiquitin ligase. Gene Ontology annotation, biological process: proteasome-mediated ubiquitin-dependent protein catabolic process. The transcript is spliced from 14 exons. The coding region runs from base 1 to 1497 and encodes 498 amino acids. NCBI's taxonomy places the organism in Eukaryota, Metazoa, Chordata, Chondrichthyes, Lamniformes, Lamnidae. Gene Ontology annotation, molecular function: ubiquitin protein ligase activity; protein binding. The record is from RefSeq and is a predicted model, not a curated record.